Messenger RNA from Acanthisitta chloris (rifleman), 828 nucleotides. It is a transcript of the gene MAIP1, whose product is annotated as chromosome unknown open reading frame, human C2orf47. Lineage: Eukaryota; Metazoa; Chordata; Aves; Passeriformes; Acanthisittidae. Gene Ontology annotation, cellular component: mitochondrial inner membrane. The record is from RefSeq and is a predicted model, not a curated record. Gene Ontology annotation, biological process: protein insertion into mitochondrial inner membrane from matrix; inner mitochondrial membrane organization. Gene Ontology annotation, molecular function: ribosome binding. The transcript has 5 exons. Bases 198 to 473 code for a protein of 91 amino acids.
ACCCGGAGUUCAGCGUGGAGGAGUUCACGCGCGGGGCCAAGCAGGCCUUUUCUGUUGUUUCGAAGCUGCUGUCUCAGCGUAAACUUGACCUGCUGGAUGAACUUGUGUCAAAAGAGGUGCUUCAGGUGCUGAAGGAAAAGAUUUCUUUGCUCCCUGACAGCCACAGGGAUGCUUUAGCAGCUGACAUUGAUGCAAUCAUGUACACAACAGAAGGAGAUGUUCGCAUUUACUAUGAUGAUGAUGGAAGAAAGUUUGUUAGCAUCCUGAUGUGUUUCUGGUACCUGAAUGGUGCUAGCCUACCUGAUGAAGUACCUGGUGGAACCAAAAUUUUCCAGAUGGUGUUUGGAGAUGAAAGCACAAAAGAAAAAAAACAUCUUUUAACAGCAAACUAUGAGUUCCAGAGGGAAUUUACAGAAGGAGCAAAACCAGACUGGACAAUUACACGGAUUGAACAUCCAAGACUAUUAGAAUAAAUGCCUUCUACAGCCUUUUUAUGUACCAUCAUAAAUGUUCUGAUGUAACAAUUAUCAGGAUUUUGGGUCUCUCUUUUUCCCUUCCUGCCCUUUUCUCCAAAAGAGAGAUGAAUUUUGUAUGUUUGAUUUCCAAAAAUUGUUUCUGAAAUUUGCACUGUGCUGCAGAAUUACAAUAAAGUCUUUUUUCCCCUGAAACAGGCUAGUACAAAGUUAAUUGGUUCCAGUGCUCAUCCAAGGCAUUUAGACAGUGCAGUUUCACUCAGGCAGGUGUUAUGGGUAUGUUGACUGCUUACAUUCUAAGAAGAAAUGGUACUGUUUGAAGAUAAGCAGCACUUAAAUGGCUGAUGGCCCUUCU